UAAACAUCUUCGCCUCUUCAUUGAAGACUGGACGUCGCUCGGUUGCUGCGGGAGAAUUUCGCAAAUCCGUAAAUCCUACUUAAUCUGUUACAAAUAGCAAAUUGAGGCUUUGCAAAGCUUUGGUCUUGGUGGAUGAUUGAGAGAGCUAUCACGAAAUGAAAAGGUCAUUCCCAUGGGAAGAAGCAGUGGUCACUAUAUCAUUAGAUGACUCUUCAGAUUCUGAUAUUGAAAUAGAUAAGCAAGAUAGAGCAAAGCGUGACAAAAAAGAUUGUUCUACUGAAAACCUUGAAGAUAUUACGUCAGAGGGUACACUGAUCCGAAUGGCAGGAAUGUACCAGGAUUACAUGAAACGCAUACCCAUCCCCACUUUUAGUGGCUCUGUUGUUCCAUUUACAUCUUGGCAAGGCUUGGCUCAAUCGCUGAAGCAGCUAUACAAACAGCCUCUACAUUAUCUUACAAAUACUCUGCUAAAACAAUGGGAUAGUGAAAGGUUUGGGAGUGAUAAUGAGCGUCAGCCACUCGAUGCUUUAGUCCAUCCUGUGAAGGCUCAGACUCUCAUCUGGCUCACAGAAGAACUACAUAGGCUCACUGCAUCUCCAUACCAUUUGGCCAAACUAUGGGCUUCUGAUCCUUUGUACCAUUCCCAGAUUGAUCCCUCUCUAUCCAACUAAAAGCUUUAGGGGCAGCUUAACUUCUGAUACCAACUUCUCUUUGUUUCAUUUUACUGUUACUGUAUUGUUUCAAUACUCAAGAAAUUAUUUGGUUUGGACACCGGACAUAGAGAAUCAUCCGGAUUUUUCUCUGUCUACAGUAAAAGUGCAAUUAUUGUAGUAGCUGCGCUUUGACUGCGCUUUUACCGUAGAUAGAGAAAAAUCCGGAUGAUUCUCUUUGUCCGGUCUCCGCACCUAAUAAUUUGCCCAAAUACUCAGCUUUCUUCAAUAACUACUGCCAGUGUGUUUGUGUUGUUUCAGAUGUAUUCUUUCUUUUAUAUAGAGGGUCAGGUUCUGAUAA
Messenger RNA from Dendrobium catenatum, 1011 nucleotides. RefSeq names its product protein RDM1. The transcript is spliced from 4 exons. The record is from RefSeq and is a predicted model, not a curated record. Bases 156 to 671 code for a protein of 171 amino acids. NCBI's taxonomy places the organism in Eukaryota, Viridiplantae, Streptophyta, Magnoliopsida, Asparagales, Orchidaceae. Gene Ontology annotation, cellular component: nucleus.